Exophiala mesophila is the source of this 1882-nucleotide messenger RNA. RefSeq lists its product as uncharacterized. Gene Ontology annotation, biological process: rRNA methylation; ribosomal large subunit biogenesis. Lineage: Eukaryota; Fungi; Ascomycota; Eurotiomycetes; Chaetothyriales; Herpotrichiellaceae. Bases 178 to 1758 code for a protein of 526 amino acids. Gene Ontology annotation, molecular function: rRNA (adenine) methyltransferase activity. The record is from RefSeq and is a predicted model, not a curated record. Gene Ontology annotation, cellular component: nucleolus. The transcript has a single exon.
CAGCCCUCGCUCCCUUGGGGUUUAGCUUCUUCCAACUCCACUGCUUCUCACCGAACGCAAGACAGAGACAGAUGUCAGGAUCCGUCCCCACUUGCCCGACCCGGAUUCUCGUUAGCCGGUUGCAAUCUUUUUCUUUGAGUAUUACCGACUACUGUACACACACCCAACCCAGUUCAAAUGUUCGCAGUUCCUGGUUGGGCGGUUUCCGCUACUUCUCUUGUCUCCGAGAGGGACUCUACCGCACAUUCAUCCUCCGUCAAAGAUUCUUCCGCCUCCACCUCGAAGAAAAGGAAGCAUGCGCAGCCUCGUCAAGACCACAGUUCGAAGAUCUCUGGGAGCGAGCUUGAAAAAUUAUGGAACAAACACAAUACCCUGAAGCCUGUCUCGCAGCCCAAGGAUCAUGGCAAGGCCAAGAAGCGCACGUCUGAAGGGGACAAGACUGCGAGAAGCGGGAAAGACGGUGCCAAAAACCAUGAGACCAAAACAAUACCCAGUGUGAAGACGGAGGGCCAACGAACCCAUAAAGUCGAUCCUGCCUCGUCGAAAAACCCCUCCGCCAAAUCUCAGCACGAUAUUCAAGCUCCCCGAAGAAGUGACAAGCCCAAGACAAGCAGCAAUUCUCGCGACAAAACUUCUAACAAUCGCCGAAAUCACGACGCAGAAAACCCUGCCCGAGAUGCCCAAGCGCAGCCAGAUGCCUCCUCCACCACGGCCAAAGGACUAUCACAGUUGCAUCCUUCUACCGUUUUCCCGACCACGAAAUUGACACCGUUGCAAGCGAAGAUGCGCAGCAAGUUGACUUCUGCUCGCUUUCGUCAUCUCAAUGAGACCUUGUAUACAACCUCCUCAGCUUCCGCAAUGGAUCUCUUCUCCUCAUCCCCAGAUCUUUUCGCCGAAUAUCACGCAGGCUUCUCACAACAAGUCAAAGAUUCAUGGCCACAGAACCCGGUGGAUUUGUACAUCACAUCUAUCAAGACGCGUGGGACCCUGGCAUCACCCCAGAAUGGCGUCCUCCCGAUUCCUCGCCGCAAAACUGGCUCUUGUACCAUAGCAGAUCUGGGCUGCGGCGAUGCACCUCUCGCCCGCGGCUGUCAGGCUCUAAACAAGUCGUUGAAGCUCAAAUUCCACAACUUUGACCUCCACUCUCCAAACACACUCGUCACCAAAGCCGACAUCUCCAACCUCCCGCUACGAGACGGAGAAGCAGAUAUUGCCGUCUUUUGCCUGAGUCUCAUGGGCACCAACUGGGUGAGCUUCGUCGAAGAGGCCUGGCGCAUCCUGCGUGGAGAUGGAAAGGGAGAGGUAUGGGUCGCUGAGGUCAAGUCCCGAUUCGGCAGGGCUGGUCGUGGACCUGGUCCCCGUGUUGUCGAGAAUAGCGUGGGCAAGAGGAGGAAGACCCAGAGACCAAAGGACGACGGCCACGAUGAUGGCGUACCGACCGAGUCAUUCGUCGAGGAGGCCACCGGACCUCAGGAUGACACCGACAUCUCCGCCUUUGUCAAGGUUUUUGCCCGCCGAGGUUUCCAGCUCCGAGAAGAAUCGGUUGACAAAAGCAACAAAAUGUUUGUCACCAUGAUCUUCAUCAAGUCAGGAAUUCCAACUGCCGGCAAGCACCAGGGUCUCAAAUGGAACGGCCACGAAUAUCAAAAACAACACGACGGCAAGAUGCGUUUCUCUGGCGGUCAGGGAAGGGAUGACGACGUUUCUCCAGAGGACGAGGCCAAGGUGUUGAAACCCUGUGUCUACAAGACAAGAUAACAAGGUCGCUUGUAUUUGCUAUUGGCCAACCUCGAUGUGCGAGCGAGAGGAACAACAAGACCGCACUACUGUGGUAAUAGCAGUAGGAGUAGGAGUAGUAGCAAUAGCAUCAUGGUCAUCAUCA